Bacillus rossius redtenbacheri is the source of this 1482-nucleotide messenger RNA. Its product is annotated as zinc finger protein ZIC 5-like. The record is from RefSeq and is a predicted model, not a curated record. Lineage: Eukaryota; Metazoa; Arthropoda; Insecta; Phasmatodea; Bacillidae. The transcript has 4 exons. The coding region runs from base 1 to 1482 and encodes 493 amino acids.
AUGAGGCGAGCCUCGUACACGCCGCUGCCGCAGCAGUCGGAGCCGCUGAUCGUGGUGGAGGAGUCGGGCGCCACGGACGACGAGGACUCCGGCUCGGGCCCGUCUCCCGGGAACCCGCCCUCCGGCCUGGAGGUGGAGGGCUCUCCCCUGCUCAACCCGGAGCUGCUGUCGCCGUACCGCGACAUGCGCAAGAGGUCGCUGCCCACGCCGCAGUGCACUUCGGGGAUCACGGCCAGCCAGGUGCGGCGGCUGUCGGAACACGGCGCCGACCCGGGGGCGGCGGGCGGGCGGGAGGCGGCGUUCCUCGCCACCUUGUCGUCGACGCCCGCCCCCGAGUCCGGCGGCCGCCGCCGCCACUCGGUGGUGACCAUAUCGCGCGCGCCGCCCACCUCCAUCAUGUUCGGCCGGGGGCGGCGCGAGUCCAUCGCCGUCUUCCCGUCGGCGGCGGCCGGGGCCGGGGGCGGCUGCUGCCGCGUGCUGCCGCCGCGCCGGGACUCGUGCUCGGCCGUGCCGCCGCCGCCGCCGUCCACCGCCUCCACCGCGGCGGGCGGCGGCAGCACCUUCAACCUGCAGCUCGACAUCAUGGACGACAUCGCGGAGAUCAAAGCCGCGCGCAAGGUGCGCCUGAAGAUGUGGCAGGCGCCCGGCGGCCAGGAGAAGAUGUGCGAGGUGCAGCCCCUGGACGCGGGGGCGGCGUCCACGCGCUACCACCAGCAGCCGCCCCCGCAGGCCGGGCCGUCGUGCGACGCCGCGCGCCGCUACUCGGACUUCGCGGCGACCCUGGCCGCCCCCGCCGUGCCGCCGCGCCGCCGCGCCUCCGAGCUGGCGCCCGCCUCCGGCGCCGCCUCCCCAGCCGCCCCCGGCGGCGCCGCGGGCAUCGUGUGCUCCAACACCGACCUCAUCUCCAUCCUGUCGUCGCUGGCGACGUCCGCGCAGGAGAUCAGCCGCGAGCCCGAGCCCGCCGCGGCGCCGCCCCCGCCGCCCCCGGCCAGGAGGCCGUCCGCCGCCCCCGGCGACCAGAAGCACAAGCAGCUCAAGGACCUGCGCUCCAACAGCUUUGACGUGUCCAUGCUGCUCGCCGGGGGCGGCAAGGCGGCGGCGGCGGCCGCGGCCAAGGCGGGGGCGGCCGCCCCCUCCCCCGCCCCCGCCAACUGGUUCGCCAAGCGCCACCAGCCGCGCAAGGCGUCCGCCGACGCCGCGCUGCUCCAGAGGCCGGCCAAGUCGCCCGUGCUGGUCACCUUCAAGGACGACCCCGCCGCCGAGCCGGCGGAGCCGCCCCCGGAGGCGGAGCCGCCCCCCGUCGACCGCAGGGUCGUGUGGGACGGCAAGAGCGGCUCCGUGGUUGACGCGCAGGUGCUGGGCAGCGCCAUCGAGGUGUUCCUGGCGCGGCGGGGCAGCGGGGGCGGGGGCGAGUCCCCGCCGCCCCCGGGGUCGUCCCCGGGUGAAUGGUCGGGCAAACCUGUCAGAGAAGAAUUGGGGUAG